AGAAAGAAAAAGGUGGAUAGUUAGAUAAAAGAGAGAGAACCACACGGCCGAAUCAUCACAUAGAUAGCUGAGUUUAUACUUAACUCUAGCACUUCUCUACCUUUGAUUUCGUUUCAGUUCGGAAAAUGUUAACGGUAAAACACACCGCUGCCGCCCUCCGAUUCUCCGCCGUUAACUUCGAUAACACUUCCCGCCGGUUAUCUCAUUCUCCCAGCUUCUUCAUCCCUCCUCGAGAUAAAUUUGGAAGAUUGACGGAUAAUUAUGCUGGAAGAAAAACGUGCAAGGGAAAAUUUGGAAUUAAAGCAACUGCAAAGGAUCAUUUCAGUUCGGGUUCUGAGCCAGUAAAACAGAAUGCGACGCAGUCGAGCUAUCAUCCAUCUGAGGACAUUGGGGAGCCGGAACUAAUGGAGAAUGAGGAAGCUCAACUCAAGCCAGCUGAAUGUACAAGGACAAUUAUUGAGGUAAAUAGCAAAGCAACACUCAUGUUUUCAAGUGCAAUCAGCGACGUAAUGCGUGCAAAUAUUUUCUGGCCAGAUUUGCCUUACACAACUGAUGAACUUGGAAAUGUCUACUUUCAAGUGAAGAAUGACGAAGACGUUCUGAAAAAUCCAACAACUGAAGAAAACGUUGUGGAAGUAAUUAUUGGCCUAGAUACAUCCGAAAUGCAGAGUGAGAUGGAGUCAUCAGGUCAAUCCGAACUUGGUUACCAUAUAGAUGAAUUUGAUGAUGAGAAUAUCGAUAUUGAUGAUGAAGACGACAUUGACGAUGACGAUGACGAUGAUGAUGACGACGACGACGACGAUGAUGAAGCGGAUUGGGUUUCUGUUCUUGAUGAUGAAGAAGAUCAGAGUGGGGAUCCUGACUUGGAGGAUUGGGCUACAUUAGAGACGAUGCGAUCUUCUCAUCCGAUACACUUUGCCCAACAAAUUAGUGAGGUUGUGACAGAUGAUCCUAUAGAUUUUAUGGAUCAGCCUCCAGCAGGUCUUAUUAUUCAUGGCCUUCUAAGGCCAGCUUUCCUUGAAGAUCACAUCACCAUUCCAAAGCAGAUAGCUGAACAUGAAUCAAAUGAUGCUGGUAUAAAACAAAUGGAACAAGUGGCAGAACAUAAGCAAAAUGGUAGUGUUCAAGUCAAUGGCCACAAACAUGAAACUGAAUCUUCGCAAGAUAACCCAAGUUGUCCAGAGGAAUUGGAGAAGGAUGAAACCCUUGGAAAUGGAACUUCAUUUUACAAGCUAGAGAUGAUUAAAAUUCAGUUAAUUUCUUCACAUGGACAGCAAAUCUUAGUUGAGUUAGAAGAUUUUAGUCAAGCUAGGCCUGAUGCAAUAGCGCAUUCGGCUGCCAAUAUUAUAUCACGGCUUAAAGCUGUAGGAGAAAAAACCACGCAGGCUCUCAGAUCUCUCUGUUGGAGAUGCAAGGGAAUUCAAGUGGAGGAAGUGGUUCUGAUAGGUGUAGACAGCCUUGGUUUUGACGUAAGAGUUUGCUCUGGAGCACAAAUUCAGACAGUGCGGUUUUCCUUUAAAAAGCGGGCAACCUCGGAGUACAGUGCGGAAAGACAAUUAAACGAUCUGCUGUAUCCAAGGGUCCACCCUAAGUUACAUCAAAAGAAAGAAACUCACCAAACUGAAUCAUGAAAAAAAAAUCUGUAGAUUUUGUUAUACUUCUGGCUCAAAAUUGUAUAUAGACAGAAUACAUACUCUUUGAUUCAUCCCAUUAGAAUUAUUUCUUCAGUAGAGUUCUUGAAUACUCGGUUCUCCCUUUACUACUGUUGUAACUUGUAAUCUCAAUUUGUUCUACUCAAGUUCAAUUCAAAUGCAAUUUUGGCUAAAUACAUUUUUUAAAA
This is a messenger RNA of Solanum lycopersicum (tomato), 1840 nucleotides long. RefSeq lists its product as uncharacterized. The record is from RefSeq and is a predicted model, not a curated record. NCBI's taxonomy places the organism in Eukaryota, Viridiplantae, Streptophyta, Magnoliopsida, Solanales, Solanaceae.